Esox lucius (northern pike) is the source of this 820-nucleotide messenger RNA. RefSeq names its product proline-rich receptor-like protein kinase PERK1. Lineage: Eukaryota; Metazoa; Chordata; Actinopteri; Esociformes; Esocidae. The transcript is spliced from 2 exons. Bases 137 to 820 code for a protein of 227 amino acids. The record is from RefSeq and is a predicted model, not a curated record.
UGACGGGUGAAAUUCUUUAUUUGUGUCCUGGAUAGUAACAGAGACUUGUUGAAGUCUUAUGGAUUAUCUCUUUACAGAACAUUUUAGAUGAAUUACCAGUCCUUGAGUAGCACACAGUGCACCAUCCCUCUGGUGAAUGAAGACUAUGCAGGUGUCACAGAUUACCAGAGGAACCCCUUUACAGAUCCCACCCCAGCCUGUACCCAAGACCAGGCGCUCCAUCCUCCCUGACACCACCCAACCUCUACAGAGGGACACAGUGACCAGUGGAGAUGGCUCCAGGCAGACCUGUGGCUCUCCGGGCCCAGGCCAGACAUGCUGGAGCCUGGAUGUAAAGGUGGCCGUGCUGCUGGUGACAGUGGCUGGAGUUCUGAUCCUUAUCCUGCUUUACCGACUCCUCCAGCUGAGGCACAGACUGAGGCUGGCUCAAGCCCGACAUGCUCUGGAAUACUAUGGCUUCUACCACGCCGCCAACUACACCCUCAAGGAUCCCAGGCUGCCCCAGACGCCGCGUGCCAAUGGAGACGCUGCCAAACCUGUGGUCCCCGUUGUCGUCACCCCACUGCCGACCCCUCCGGUCCCCCCGCCGGUCCCCCCGCCACCCCCUCUGCGCCUUCCAUCACCCCCCGCCCCGCGCCAACCCCCACAUCUGGCUCUACCUCCUCCGCUGCCCCCCCCCCCUUCUGCCACUCUCUACUUCUAUUUCCCUCCCCUUGUCCGUGCCCAUCAUCCAUACCACCCCACCGAGCCCUCACCUGUCUUGGGGCGCCAGCUCAGAUGCAGAGGUGUAUUCCCGGAUUGGAGCCUUCCGACUAUCUAG